Molecule: messenger RNA, 2415 nt
Organism: Miscanthus lutarioriparius
Lineage: Eukaryota; Viridiplantae; Streptophyta; Magnoliopsida; Poales; Poaceae
Source: the annotation of a GenBank genome assembly
AUGGCGGCCGGCGGCGGAGGCGGAGGCGGAAGCGAGGCCGUGCAGAAGGCGCUGCAGUCGGUGGCGCAGAGCACGGGGUGGACGUACAGCCUCCUCUGGCGCCUCUGCCCGCGCCAAGGCGCGCUGGUGUGGGCGGAGGGCCACUACAACGGCGCCGUCAGGACGCGCAAGACGACGGUGCAUCAGCCGGGCGGGGAGGGCGCCGGCGAGGAGGGGGAGGAGACGGCGACGGCGGCGGGGGCCGGCCGGGUGGCGCUGCGCCGCAGCCGGCAGCUCAAGGAGCUCUACGACUCGCUGUCGGGGGAGGCGGCCGACGGCGGUCGAGGAGCGGGCGGCGGCAGGGACGGCGCGCAGCGGCAGCACCAGCAGGUGGUGCCGCUGCCGCCUCGCCGGCCCACCGCGGCGCUGGCGCCCGAGGACCUCACGGAGACGGAAUGGUUCUAUCUCAUGUGCGCCUCCUACUGCUUCCCUCCUGCCGUCGGGUUGCCUGGGGAGGCAUUUGUAAGGAGAGUUCAUGUGUGGCUAUGUGGGGCAAACAAAGUUGACAGCAAAGUGUUCUCAAGAGCAAUUCUCGCUAGGAGUGCAGGUAUCCAGACAGUAGCAUGCAUUCCAGUUGACGAUGGUGUCCUGGAAAUUGGGACUACAGAGAAGGUAGAAGAAGACAUUUGUUUAAUUCAAUAUGCUAGGAGCAUCUUCAUGGAUCAAAUUGGCGCCCACAUAAUGCCUACCCUCUCAGGCCAUUCAACUUCCACCGCCCCAACCACACACAUCAAUCAUCAGCCACUCCAGACAAAAAUGGGAAACUGCAUCGGUGACAUAAAUGUGCAGAAAAAUAGUCUCAAUUCAGGAGACGAGCACAAUAAUGAAAUGGUAGAUGGCGACGACAGAAUUGAUUUAUUAGAGAUCAAUACCGGAAAUGAUCCAAGCCGGCAUUCGCCACAGGACACUAAUGUAGGUGUAGGCAAUGAGCAGGGAACGCUCAAUGCAGGGACCAGUGAGCUGAUGCUGAUUGGGACGUCGGAAAGGGUAAGAGAUGGUUGUUCAAAGCAAGAGGAUGAAGAGAUCCCAGUGCUUAUGGUUUGCCAGAACAACGGUAAUCUGGUAGCGCAGAAUGAAUUUGGUCCAUGGCAUGAUUUUCUCGACGAAGACCUGAGCAGUAAAUACCUGCAAUUCCCAGCUUCAAUUCGGGAUGAAAGUAAAGGUGCAGGUCACUGUCCAAUAGAAAUAAGUGGAUCAAAGGAAGACAAAAGGCGGAAAUCCAGAUAUCUUCCAUUCCAUUAUUAUUCACCCUCUACAUCUAUUCGUUCUUUAUUUCCAGCGGCAGAAGAUCAAGCAGUACUAGCGGAAAACGCACACUACGUCGAAACGGUCCUGACAAUCUUACGGUUCAAUGCGUGCCGGCAAACGCAAGCAGCCUCAAACACCAAAGCCUACCUGGCAGUCUCCAAGAACUCGUCGUUCUCAAGAUGGACCAGUUGGAACCACAAAGCAAGCAAUGAUCUUCAGAGCAUGUUGAUCCCUGACGAAGGCACCCCACAGAGAAUGCUCAAGAGCAUCCUGCUCGGUGCCCCUAGCAGCAGUCACCGGAGUUACAGAGGAGACGCCGUCCAGUCACCUGAGCCGAGGGACGACGGCGAAGGCACGAGCCGGUCUCGGAGAGGUCCGGUGCUGGUCCAGGCAGAGCUGAGUGCCAGCCAUGUUCUCAAGGAACGGCGGCGGAGGAGAAGCUCAACGAGAGGUUCGUCAUGCUUCGGUCCUUGGUGCCGUUCGUCACAAAGGUGCGUAUCUAACAAUGAGAAGCAAUGCAAGAGCAAGACAGUCGUGUACUCGUGUUACAGCCUACAGCUACAGCAAGCAACUCUUUUUUUUUUCUCCUGUUCGCAGAUGGACAGGGCGUCGAUCCUGGGCGACACGAUCGAGUACGUGAAGCAGCUACGGAGACGCAUCCAGGAGCUCGAGUCUCGAGCUCGGCUGGUUGACAGCAACCCGAAGACGGCGGCGGCUGUGGCGACGGCACAGCCGCCGCCGGCAGCCUCAAAGGAGACGAAGAGAGGUCAUCACACCGGCGGCGGUUACCUCGCGCGCGCAGGCAUAGCAGCGGAGGCGAGCGGCAGCUUCUGCAACAGCAGCGUCGUGGAGCCUCCGGCGGUGGCCGGCGACACGGAGGUGCAGGUGUCCAUCAUCGGGAGCGACGCGCUGCUGGAGCUCCGGUGCCCGUACAGGGAGGGGCUCCUCCUCCGGGUCAUGCAGGCGCUGCACCAGGAGCUCCGGCUGGAGGUCACCUCCGUCCAGGCCUCCUCAGCAGGUGACGUGCUACUUGCAGAGUUGCGUGCAAAGGUGAAGGAGGUGCAUGGCAGGAGGAACAGCAUCACUGAAGUGAAGAGAACAAUUCAUCUAAUCGUUUCAUCAGACUAA